CUCUUCUGUCUUCUCUUUGCCCAUUUCAACGGGACGACGGUUCCAUUUCGCAUCGAUCGUUGUCCGCUGCUCUUCUUCCUCCUUCAGGCCAGCGGGCAAGAAGAAGAAGAAAAAUCAAAGCUUGCGGGCGAGAGGCGGUGCCCGGCCGGCAAGCGAGCGAAGCCAUGGGUGGCGGCGGCAGCAACAGAGGCGGCGCCGGCGAGGAGAGCGGCAGCGACCACGACGGCGGGCUGCGGAAGCCGCUGCUCCACACGGGCAGCUGGUACCGGAUGAGCUCGCGGCAGUCCAGCGUCGCCCCCGGGGCCUCCUCCAUGGCCGUCCUGCGGGAGUCCCACGUCUCCGCCUUCCUCUGCACACUCAUCGUCGCGCUCGGCCCCAUUCAGUUCGGCUUCACCAGCGGCUUCUCCUCCCCGACCCAGGACACCAUGGUCCGGGACCUCAACCUCUCCAUCUCCGAGUUCUCGGCGUUCGGCUCGCUGUCCAACGUCGGCGCCAUGGUCGGGGCGAUCGCCAGCGGGCAGAUGGCCGAGCACAUUGGCCGUAAAGGGUUGUUGAUGAUUGCUGCAAUCCCGAAUAUCAUCGGUUGGCUUGCGAUCUCCUUUGCAAAAGAUGCCUCAUUUCUUUAUAUGGGACGAUUGCUUGAAGGGUUUGGUGUCGGCAUCAUAUCCUAUACGGUACCUGUAUACAUAGCAGAGAUAUCUCCUCAGAACAUGAGAGGAGCUCUUGGUUCUGUGAACCAGUUGUCUGUGACCUUUGGCAUAUUCUUGGCCUAUUUGCUCGGCAUGUUUGUUCCUUGGAGACUUCUAGCUGUGAUCGGAGCCUUGCCCUGCACAGUGUUGAUUCCUGGACUAUUCUUCAUUCCAGAAUCUCCCAGAUGGCUGGCAAAGAUGAAUUUGAUGGAAGAUUGUGAGACGUCCCUACAAGUGCUGAGGGGGUUUGAGACUGACAUAACGACAGAAGUGAAUGAUAUAAAGAGAGCAGUGACAUCAUCAAGUAAGAGGACUACAAUAAGUUUUCAAGAAUUAAACCAAAAGAAAUACCGCACGCCACUACUUCUAGGAAUUGGCCUACUUGUACUACAAAAUUUAAGUGGAAUCAACGGUGUACUGUUUUAUGCAAGUAACAUCUUCAAAGCUGCUGGUGUUACAAACAGCAACUUGGCCACCUGUUCACUUGGAGCUAUCCAGGUCCUUGCUACUGGAGUUACGACAUGGUUGUUAGACAGAGCUGGACGACGCAUGCUUCUCAUUAUUUCUACCUCUGGCAUGACUCUAUGCCUUCUUGCUGUUUCUGUUGUAUUUUUUGUCAAGGAUAAGACUUCACAGGAUUCUAACUCGUACUACAUAUUAACUAUGAUCUCCUUGGUUUCUAUCGUGGCUUUUGUCAUUACCUUCUCGUUUGGUAUGGGUGCCAUUCCAUGGCUCAUGAUGUCUGAGAUCCUCCCAGUUAGCAUCAAGAGUCUCGGCGGAAGCAUCGCAACACUGGCCAACUGGCUGACAUCUUUCGCCAUAACAAUGACGACGAACUUGAUGCUAACCUGGAGUGUUGGAGGCACUUUCCUCUCGUACAUGGUUGUGAGCGCCUUCACCCUUGUUUUUGUCGUGCUUUGGGUGCCGGAGACGAAGGGAAGAACUCUAGAGGAGAUACAAUUUUCGUUUCGCUGAGCAUUGAACAUCAGUUGCAAAGAUUCUUCGAGUUUUUCUCUUGGAAGGCAAGGGUCGGUAUCUGUUGAACAGGAAAUUUUGGGCAUCCUUCUCAACGCACACAAAUUUUUUGAAAGGACUCAACGUACACAAAUUGUCCUAGGUGAAGAUCACGAAUUCUUUCUGUUGAUACGACACGAUGCUGUCAAAAAUAUUUGACAUGUAAAUGCUAGAGCAGUGACUCUUAUCAUAUUGCUCUCUUCUUGCCUUCAGCGAUGCAAGAUCAACAGUGCAAUGUCAAAGUAUAUGUAAAAAUGGAUGGUUGGGCGCUAACUGACCAAUCCCAGCUUUCGAAUUUUGUCGAGCCC
Messenger RNA from Sorghum bicolor (sorghum), 2011 nucleotides. Its product is annotated as sugar transporter ERD6-like 4. The transcript has 17 exons. Bases 165 to 1664 code for a protein of 499 amino acids. Gene Ontology annotation, biological process: carbohydrate transport; transmembrane transport. NCBI's taxonomy places the organism in Eukaryota, Viridiplantae, Streptophyta, Magnoliopsida, Poales, Poaceae. The record is from RefSeq and is a predicted model, not a curated record. Gene Ontology annotation, cellular component: membrane. Gene Ontology annotation, molecular function: sugar transmembrane transporter activity.